AUGUCAAGAGCCUUUUCCACCACCGCCCAACAGCUGAAGAAGCUCAAAUGGAGGCUUAACGGGACGACGGUGGAUGUCGCCUGGGCCCAGCGCACUGCGGAAAAAGCAGUAGACAAGGCUCCUGGAUUGGCCGGUAAAGUUGAUAGUGGGGUCGUCCAAGGAAAUCCUCACCCAACAGAUAAAACUGGGGAUUCUUAUCACGCUUCCAUCACCCUUGGUAUCAACGACGUCCAGGGGAAGGACCGUGUUACAUCUGCACAUGUUUACCCCGACGGGAGCGUUGCUUUCUCGAAGGAAGUGUACGGGCGAGUCAAAGUUGAUGUUGAUCCUGCUGCCCCCAAAGAACACAGCGCUUCCAAAUAA
Aspergillus viridinutans is the source of this 363-nucleotide messenger RNA. RefSeq lists its product as uncharacterized. The transcript has 2 exons. The record is from RefSeq and is a predicted model, not a curated record. Bases 1 to 363 code for a protein of 120 amino acids. NCBI's taxonomy places the organism in Eukaryota, Fungi, Ascomycota, Eurotiomycetes, Eurotiales, Aspergillaceae.